Molecule: messenger RNA, 474 nt
Organism: Nannizzia gypsea CBS 118893
Lineage: Eukaryota; Fungi; Ascomycota; Eurotiomycetes; Onygenales; Arthrodermataceae
Exons: 2
Coding region: 1-474 (157 amino acids)
Source: RefSeq, a predicted model, not a curated record
AUGGCCCGUGACAUUCUCUUGAUAAUAUACAACAGAUCGUUAUUCAAAGCUCACUGGGCCAUCUAUGUCCCUAGUCUCGCAGAACCAGGCGUUGGCAAAAAGAUCCACGUCUAUGGAGACGUCUUAAACGGCUUCACACUCCAAUUCCUGAGAAACUAUGCUUUGAAGUCAGAGACCCUGGCCCAUCAGGAGGUGCUUAUACAACAAGUCAAGGAUGAGUUUGUGCUCGACGGCCCUGGAGGAGAAGAGUGCUCUGAUAUCCUUGCCUCGGAUCGAAUUGAAGAAGUUGCCUUGUCGGUGGCAGCACCGUGGCCGAGUCUGAACUCUGCCAGUGCCAACAGUGGUCCACCUACGAGCAAGGCACAGCUUAAAGAUUGUCAGAGCUGGGUAGUCGAUGUUGUGGCGGCUCUUGUUGAUCAAGGGAUCAUGUCUGAAGAGGCGAACGAUGUGGUUCGAGAUGCUCCAAAGCAUUGA